AUUUGCUCUCUCCUCUCUCUAGCCGAUGUUUGAAGCGAGCGUGAUCCCGCCAAAUCCAAAGUCCUAUGACGUGUUCUGCUGUGACUAAGAUGGAUCGCCGAAGAAUGGGCCUUGUUCUGCGUAACACGGAUGAAGACACCGCCUGGGAGAUAGACCACCUCCUAGAGCGGUAUGUAUAUAAAGGCUUUAUGUUUCUAACGACCUACAACCCGGAUGGCACACAUCGGAAGGUGACAGACUUCGAUGGCGAGAUUCGGAUGCCCUAUCCUCCUGCUCGGUUUGCACCGCCUGACGACGACGAGUCUACCAUGGAGACAGACCCUUCGGAGGGCUUAUCACCGCCGCCUGUGUCUACACCGCCUCCACCUGGACCUGAUUCUCUAGAUUACACCCCGACUUCGCCUGUACCGGACCCUCCAGCGAAUGAGGCUCGCAUGGAGGAGAUGUUCGACAGAUUGAUCGAGCGUCAGGAGCAGAGGCGUCGGACAUUAGUCAAGGAGGCCGUGGACGUGGAUGAGGCUUUCGUGGCCAGGGGCAUCAUCUGAGUCGGGUUGGGAGAGUGUUAUGCGUCUGUACUGGAGGGUGAGGUCGAGUGUUUGUCCCUAGGGCUCGAUACCUACUUAAAGCCAUCUUGUUUGUGGAUGAGCUUAAGCAAGGUUGAAAGCAUUAGUUUCCUUUAUUGAACCUUGAUGUAAUAAAAAGCCUUGGUCUAUUAAAUAAAUGAAGUUUAUUCA
Messenger RNA from Lotus japonicus, 734 nucleotides. RefSeq lists its product as uncharacterized. The transcript is spliced from 3 exons. Bases 66 to 545 code for a protein of 159 amino acids. NCBI's taxonomy places the organism in Eukaryota, Viridiplantae, Streptophyta, Magnoliopsida, Fabales, Fabaceae. The record is from RefSeq and is a predicted model, not a curated record.